GCUGGGGGCGGGGCUGAGAGUCGCGGGCCGAUGACGCGCAGGCGGAGCCGCUACUUCCUGGAUCCGCCGGCCGGGGCCGCUACCGCACCCUGCGCCGGAGCCGGGAGCCUGGGGCCGCCGCCAUGUCCCACCAGACCGGCAUCCAAGCAAGCGAAGAUGUCAAAGAGAUCUUUGCCCGAGCCAGAAACGGGAAAUACAGACUUCUGAAAAUAUCUAUCGAAAAUGAGCAACUGGUGGUUGGGUCCUGUAGUCCACCUUCAGACUCCUGGGAACAGGAUUAUGACUCCUUUGUCUUGCCCCUGCUGGAGGACAAGCAGCCGUGCUAUGUGUUAUUCAGGUUAGACUCUCAGAAUGCCCAGGGAUAUGAAUGGAUAUUCAUUGCAUGGUCUCCAGAUCAUUCUCAUGUACGUCAGAAAAUGCUGUAUGCGGCAACAAGAGCGACUCUGAAGAAAGAAUUUGGAGGUGGCCACAUUAAAGAUGAAGUGUUUGGAACAGUAAAGGAGGACGUAUCAUUACAUGGAUAUAAAAAGUACUUGCUGUCCCAGUCUUCCCCUGCCCCGCUGACUGCCGCUGAGGAAGAAUUACGGCAGAUUAAAAUCAAUGAGGUCCAAACUGAUGUGAGUGUGGACACAAAGCACCAGACACUACAAGGCGUAGCAUUUCCUAUUUCUCGAGAUGCCUUCCAGGCUUUGGAGAAGCUGAGUAAGAAGCAGCUCAACUAUGUGCAGUUGGAAAUAGAUAUAAAAAAUGAAACAAUAAUUUUGGCCAACACAGAAAAUACAGAACUAAGAGAUUUGCCAAAGAGGAUUCCCAAGGAUUCCGCGCGCUACCAUUUCUUUCUGUACAAGCAUUCCCACGAAGGAGACUACUUAGAGUCCGUAGUUUUUAUUUAUUCGAUGCCUGGAUACACGUGCAGCAUAAGAGAGCGGAUGCUGUAUUCCAGCUGCAAGAGCCCUCUGCUCGAGAUUGUAGAGCGACAGCUACAGAUGGAUGUGAUCAGAAAGAUUGAGAUAGACAAUGGGGAUGAGCUGACUGCGGAUUUCCUGUACGAUGAAGUCCACCCCAAGCAGCAUGCACAUAAGCAGAGUUUUGCUAAACCGAAAGGUCCUGCGGGAAAGAGGGGGAUCCGAAGAUUGAUUAGGGGCCCAGCGGAAGCAGAAGCCACUACUGACUAAAACUGUCUUAUUAAAUGUUGCAAUAUAGUUUUGUAAAAUUUCCAGCUUUUAGUACAAGGAGAACUGAAAUCAUUCCAUGUUGAUAUAGUUGGGAGGAAAAUUGUACUUUUUGAAAAAUAGCACUUUUCACUUCUAUGUAUUUUUUAAAUUAAUGCUAUAGAAGACUCAUGAUUUUUAUUUUUUAGUUAAAACUAGACAAGGUUUCGACAUAGUGAUGUUUGGUUUUGUCACACUGUUUUCAUAACGUGUUGAUUCCACACUUUCACAUAACCUUCAAUAUUUUCCAUAGGUGGGCCAGUUCCACCAAGCAUAAGGCCUUGCUCUUUAGAACUCUGUAGUGAGGUCUAAUUUUCCCUAUAAAGGGAAGCGAAGGACCCUGAGAUACUCACACCUGUUGAGUACGUCAAGGAGCCUGGGAGGAGGCGGGCAGCUGCUUGCUUUGAGCAUGCUCAGGAGGGGCUGUCUGCCUCGGUGGAGAAAGGCAAACUGCAGCAGGGCUUCCUGUCCCACCUCUCCAUUGUAGUAGCAUCAGAUCUCAGAAACGCAGUUCACACUGAAGCUCGAAAGGUACCAGACAGUGCAGGCUUUCCCCCCGGCACUGGAAGACUGGCGUCCAGUAAGGUCUUUGCAGAGCUUUCAAGCUGUCUAUUUCCAAAGUGAGUCCAAAGGGGCUGAAGUCAGACGUGUUCAUGUUCGAAAGCCAAGAAUCACUCAAAAAGAAACAAAACUAAAGAAAAAUGUUGGAAGUUUCAAGGGUUUUUUUUUUUUUGGUUUUGUGUUUUGGUUUGGUUUUUGUUUUUCUCUUUGAAACCAUGUAUCUUAAAGCAAAUUGUCUGGUUUUUUGUUUUUCUCUUUGAAACCAUGUAUCUUAAAGCAAAUUGUCCUGUUGCUUGGGAGCAAGUGUUCAGAUCUAAAAUUAUUGAUUUCUACUACUUAGUAGGCUGACACAGAUAAUACUUAGCCCAGGGCUCUUGUUUCAGUGAAUAAUGUCUCUCAGAACACGGGUUGUCUGAAGCUUUGUGUUUUCAGUUACAGCCUAGAGAGUUUAGAGCCUCAAGAGUUCUUUGUUACUUGAAAUAGAGGGAGUUAGAACACUUGGUGAUUUAAUCUGCUAAACCUGCUGCAGAGCCAUAACUGAGAAGUUCUGAAGUGGACCAUCAUGUCCAGGAUCUGGAAGUCCUUGACCUGAACUUCAUGCUGCACAAGAUAAUGUCAGUAAUGUACAUUUCAUGGUAUGAAAUAUGAAGCACCCAUUGCAGAGCCUUAUUACCUAAUACACCUUUCAGAAAUUCAGCGUGUAUUCACAUAGACCAUAAGAGGAAUUGCAGGCUGAUGGAAAUUUUUAAAAAUAGAUUUGAGUAUUGUGUGUUUUGUUUGUUUACAAAUACGUAGACUUUACUACUUACAUAUGCAGGACAGUCGACAGUGACGUCACACUUGUUUACGAGAGGUAAACUUUUUAGUUGUACGUGUGUACAGUUGUCACACGUGCCAUAGAGUGCUGCACUGAGAGUCCUGGAGCCGUGUCUAGACCAUCACCACAGCUGCCAUUUCAAGCAGAGGGAGUACUACGUGUCCUGGAUCCAGAACCAGUGGGGACUGUUCUGAGGCCUCGCGUGCAAUUAUGCUCUGAAGCCUAUUACACUACAUCACAGUCAAUGCACAUUCCAGAGUAUAGAUGUGAUCCUGUAACCCUACUAAUGAGUAAACCAAUGAUUGCUGAGAAUCAUGUAUGCAUUUGUUUUAGGGUAUAACUCAUUGUUUACACUAUGUUUUAGGUGACAAUAGAUGUGAAUAACAUCCCCAAUAAAUUUAUAUAGCAGUGAAAAAUUA
Molecule: messenger RNA, 3008 nt
Organism: Mus caroli (Ryukyu mouse)
Lineage: Eukaryota; Metazoa; Chordata; Mammalia; Rodentia; Muridae
Gene: Twf1
Product: twinfilin actin binding protein 1
Biological process (GO): actin filament depolymerization; regulation of lamellipodium assembly; positive regulation of neuron projection development
Cellular component (GO): myofibril; cytoplasm; actin filament
Molecular function (GO): actin monomer binding; actin filament binding
Source: RefSeq, a predicted model, not a curated record